AGCACACACAAACAUCACACUGGUUCGUUCGGCCGCUGCACCGCUUUCGUUGCGACCGUCGUGCAUUAUAAUAAUAAUAAUAAUAAUAUAUUGUAAAAUAAUAUCUUGUUAAAAUUUUCGACGAUUUAGUAGUUAAGUGUUUUCGAGUCUCAUCGUUCGUCGCCAGUUUGUUUUUCUUCCUAUCUCGUCGACAUAAAUCAUUAAGACGCGUUAUUUACGCCACGUGCAGCGAUACACACGCAAUAUAAUUAUAAUUGUUAUUUGGUCUAUAUACCGUUCGUUUUUAUUGAAUUCGUGGCGAAAAAGCAUAGCGGAUACGACGGACAAAUAAUUACACGGCUUAUAUAUAUUUCCCAUGGUACCCAUAAUCGUCAUCUUGGCCGUCGUGCUUAGUCGCCAGCAACAUAACCAACAGCGAUGAGCACGGGUAUCUGCCGAUGUCCACCGAAUGGAUGACGUCGUCUUGGAUGCAGAUGCGGAAUUCGGUUUUUUGGGUAUAAUGAAGCAAAGAUGACUUGACGCCAGAAAACGUCUACAGAAGACGCCGAUCUGUUGCAGUCCGCACAAUUGGACCCGGCCGCCGUUCCCACUGGGGAGGAGACGGUAUGGCCGGGGGUUGAGUGGGCGUCAGUGAGAAGUUCGAUGGAUUGGUGCGCAGGUGGCGAAGAUCUGCUGGGCGACCCUACGCUGCUGGUGGCUGCGGGGAUGCUGCACGGGCCGACGCAAUUCUGCACAGACACUUGCUGUACGCCCGGACUGGAGCAGCCCAACGAACAAACAGUUCAGUUUCAGCAGCCGGCAAUCGUUACAGUCGGUGGUUCAUACAGCAAACCGUGCGGAGACAUGGCCGACGUAUUAAUGUCUCUCAAACACACCGUGCCAACUCCACAAUCCUCAGUAGACGAACAGCAUCAACAGCAUGACCAGACGUAUGGACUGUCUGCCAAUCAUAACGAAGAUUCACAAUCGAUGGUCGACUAUGGCGGUUCGUCAUAUGGCGAUCAGACAUGCUGGACCACGCUCGGAGGCAGCCACCAACAGCAACAGGUCCAACAACACCAAUUCCCCAGCAUGAGUGUGAACGUCAGCAUGAACAUGACUAUGCACGGAUACGCUCCGAUACACGGGGACGCUCAGUUCGGAUGUCAACCGGUCGGGUGGACUCUGCCAACGUCACCAUCGCCAGUACAUCAUCACCACCACCACCAUCACGGCCCCGUGCACCACCAUCAAGGCAUGUUGAGUCCAUUGGUGUCCAUGGGUACUGGCGGUUACCAGUCGGGUGCCACGUACUCGUUCACCGCCGAUUUCCGGCCACAGGACCCGAUAUCGUCACAACUACCGCCGCCACCGUUCGCGUGCAACAUACAACCAGGCGCGCCGGCGCAGUCGUCGUCAUCGUCUACGGCGAUGAUCGACGACGAUUGCAAGGAUCUGAAACCGUGCACCGAAAUCCUGAUGUCGGUCAGCGGUUGCGGCAUGGCCGGCGCCGAGUGCUCUCCCGUCGGAUCGGCGACCAUCGGCGAGGAUGGCUGUCGACCGAACAUGUGCCGAAUAUGCGGCAAAACGUACGCUCGUCCCAGUACGCUCAAGACUCACUUGCGCACGCAUUCGGGCGAAAAACCGUACCGCUGCGACGACUGCAACAAGUCGUUCAGUCAGGCGGCCAACCUGACGGCGCACGUGCGCACCCAUUCCGGCGAAAAGCCGUUUCGGUGCCAGAUAUGCGACCGACGGUUCUCGCAGUCGUCGUCUGUCACGACCCACAUGCGCACCCACUCGGGCGAGCGGCCGUAUCGGUGUCGGCUGUGCAAGAAAGCGUUCAGCGACUCGUCCACGCUCACCAAACACCUGCGGAUACACUCGGGCGAAAAACCGUACCAGUGCAAGCUUUGCCUACUCCGAUUCUCCCAAUCCGGAAACUUGAACAGGCACAUGCGCGUCCACAGCGGCAUGAAUGGCGCCGACAUCUUGUUGCCGGUAUAACGGUGGCGGUACCCAGCACCGCCGCCGCUACCAAAGUCGUCACCAUCUCAGAACCGUACUGCUCGCCCGCCGGCACGUCUUCGGUAAAGACUCAACCCCCCCCCCACCUUCCCCACCGAAAUAGCUAAAAACGAAAACGGACUUUGCCGACAACGAUGUCCGUAUUGGACGUGGAAACGAAGCACGAUCAGCAGCGAGCUUCCACUCAGAGGGGUCUGUUCGAUUCGUUCUGUCCUUUGUCCAUCGCCUGUCAUCGGUUAAACGCCUCCGUAAAAGAAGUUUUUUCCGCACAUAACGCGAGUACCGCCACUGAAGCUAUGUAUACACAAUAAUAGAAUAUCAUCACGCACACAUGUCAUCGUCGUGUACAUCGUUUGAACUUGUGCGCCGAAUCGACGUUUUCAUCAAUCGCCCCCGCCCCGAUAUUACCGCGCUUUUUCGGUUCGAAUGGCUCACGUGUAAGUAUAUAUUUUAUGCCAUUUUUCAAAAACGGAUAACAAUCGUACACGACGGAAACGGAUCUCCGCGGGUACGAAAUAGGUACGUCAUAAUAGCGGCUAAACCGACGAGCAAAUAACGUAUAGGUAUACAAAGUUUGUUUUCGACUGUGCGUUAAAAACAAUAUAUUAAUACAUAUAAACACUAAAAAUAUUUCCGUUAUGUUUUAUUGUUACUCGCGAAUUCGUAUCGUCAUUAUGCCUAGUUCGAUUUAUUGUAUUUUAGAAAUUUUCGCGUUUCUCCCGUCGACCGACGACCUAUGUGCAGCAUUGCAGUUUUUUUUUUUUUUUAUUUAUUUAUAUUUAAGUAUAGUUAAUCGUUCUUUCUGGACGAUAACUGAUUUUUAGCACAACAUAUUAAUAUACUGUAUAGGCGACAUGAAUCACCUCGCACUUACAUAGACGCGUGCACCAUUAAAAUGAACUGAAAUGAAAAGUCGUGUGUACACUUCACAGAGCAUACGCAUAUAAAUAUAAUAUAGAUGUAAUGUGAAUUAAAUCAUCUCAUUUGUUUAUUUAGAAUUUACAUAUAAUUCAGGUAACGCAUCCAUAACAAUAAAUUGAGCCGUUUACAAUUUCGUUAAAUCAAUUUCUCAGACUAAAAUUUAAUCCGCUCCUAUUUUGAGGUAUUUAUUUAAAUUUACUAAAUUUCAAGUUUUGGAAUAAUUUUUUAACAGUAUACCUAUAUUCAAAACUCAA
Messenger RNA from Melanaphis sacchari, 3182 nucleotides. Its product is annotated as protein glass-like. The coding region runs from base 643 to 1986 and encodes 447 amino acids. The record is from RefSeq and is a predicted model, not a curated record. NCBI's taxonomy places the organism in Eukaryota, Metazoa, Arthropoda, Insecta, Hemiptera, Aphididae. Gene Ontology annotation, cellular component: nucleus. The transcript has 5 exons.